Messenger RNA from Corvus hawaiiensis (hawaiian crow), 8583 nucleotides. RefSeq names its product transcription factor 3 (gene TCF3). Gene Ontology annotation, biological process: regulation of transcription by RNA polymerase II. The transcript is spliced from 20 exons. NCBI's taxonomy places the organism in Eukaryota, Metazoa, Chordata, Aves, Passeriformes, Corvidae. The record is from RefSeq and is a predicted model, not a curated record. Gene Ontology annotation, cellular component: transcription regulator complex. The coding region runs from base 117 to 2138 and encodes 673 amino acids. Gene Ontology annotation, molecular function: DNA-binding transcription factor activity, RNA polymerase II-specific; protein dimerization activity; RNA polymerase II cis-regulatory region sequence-specific DNA binding.
CUGGGCGCCGCGGCCGCCCCCGCCCCCGCCGCGACCCCCGCCACCCUUCAUGCGCUUCCCCUGCCCCGGGCGCGCCGGGCCUGGAACAGGACUGCCACUGUUGAGUCUGUGGGAAUAUGAAUCAGCAGCAGCAGAGAAUGGCUGCAGUUGGGACAGACAAAGAGCUCAGUGACCUGCUGGACUUCAGUAUGAUGUUUCCCUUGCCAGUGGCUAAUGGAAAAAACAGACCCACGACCCUUGCGAGCACUCAGUUUGGAGGAUCAGGCUUGGAUGAAAGGCCGGGAUCAGGUUCCUGGGGAACGGGAGAUCAAAACAGCUCCACGUUUGACCAAGGAAGGCAGAGCUAUGGCGAAGGCCCCCACUACGGCGAGCACCGGGACCUGCCAUCCCAUAACAGCAUCUCCUCGUCACCGUUCCUGGGAGCUGGACUCGUGGGGAAGAGCAGUGAAAGAGCCUCAUACUCCACGUUUGGAAGAGACACAGGGAUGCCAGGACUAAACCAGCCCGGUUUCCUGCCCAGCGAGAUGGGAAUCGCCAGCCCCAGCACGCUGUCCCCCACUGGGGGCAAAGGGGGGUCUCAGUAUUUUUCUUACCCCAACAAUCCUCGCAGGAGAGGUGCUGAGAGCAGCAUAGAUGGACAGCCCAAAAAGGUUCGGAAGGUGCCUCCUGGACUCCCCUCCUCGGUGUAUCCAUCCAACUCAGGUGAUGACUACAGCAGGGAUCCAGCUGGAUAUACUCCCUCGAAACCUCCCAGCACUGUGUAUCCUGGAGCCUUUUAUAUGACAGAUGGACUCCAUAACUCGCCUGACCUGUGGAGUUCCCCGGGUGCCAUGAGCCAGUCGAGUUACGGUGCCAUGCUGGGCAGCUCCUCGUCCCCGCUCCCGCAGUCCAGUGGCUUCAACAGUUUACAUCAGCAUGAACGCAUGAACUACCAGCUGCAUUCAGGAGAGGUGAACGGCGGACUCCCCUCCGUGUCCGGCUUCUCCUCAGCCUCCACAGCGUACGGAGUGUCCAGUCACACGCCCCCGAUCAGCGGCACCGACAACAUGAUGGGUAACAGAGGAACCACAGCCGGGAGCUCCGGAGACGCGCUUGGGAAGGCUCUGGCCUCGAUUUACUCCCCCGACCACUCUAGCAAUAACUUCUCCUCCAACCCCUCCACCCCGGUCGGGUCCCCACAGGGCCUCGCAGGCUCGUCGCAGUGGCCGCGGGCGAGUGGAGCGGGUGCCUUAUCUCCCAGCUACGAAGGGAGCCUCCACACUUUGCAAAACAAAAUGGAAGACAGGUUGGACGAAGCCAUCCACGUGCUGAGGAACCACGCCGUGGGCCAGACCUCUGCCAUGCCCAGCAACCACGGGGACAUGCACGGGCUGCUGGGCUCAGCACCACCCCACAGUGCCGCCGUGGGCAGCCUGGGCCAGGCCUUCCCCGCCUCGGUCAUGGCCCUGGGGAACAGGCACCCGAGUCUGGUGGGAGGAGGCCACCCCGAAGAUGGGUUGUCCAGCAACCCCAGCUUGCUCCACAACCAUGUGACACUUCCAUCACAGCCCAGCUCCCUCCCGGACCUCAGCAGGCAGCAGGACACCUACAGUGGCUUGUCCGGGGGGCUGGGGCGGAGCAGCGUCUCCUCAGGAACGAGCGAGAUAAAGAGGGAAGAGAAGGAGGAUGAAGAGAACACGUCGGUGGCAGAUAACUCCGAAGAGGAGAAGAAGGAGCUGAAACCCUCCCGGAACAGAACAAGGUGCUCUUUGAACAGUCAAGAUGAGGAUGAGGAGGACGAUCUUCUUCCCCCAGAGCAAAAAGCCGAGAGAGAGAGAGAAAGGAGGGUCGCCAAUAAUGCCCGUGAGCGCCUGCGGGUUCGUGACAUCAACGAGGCCUUUAAAGAGCUCGGACGCAUGUGCCAACUGCACCUAAACAGCGAAAAACCGCAGACCAAACUGCUAAUCCUACACCAGGCCGUAUCAGUCAUACUGAACCUGGAGCAACAAGUUAGAGAGCGCAAUCUGAACCCAAAAGCGGCCUGCUUGAAGCGUCGGGAAGAGGAGAAAGUGUCCGGAGUGGUAGGAGACCCCCAGAUGACACUUUCAGCUUCACAUCCUGGUCUAGGAGACGGUCACAACCCUGUUGGACACAUGUAAAGAUCUUUUUGUUCCUCUGGAUACAGAGAUCUGUAGGAAGAAAACCCUCGGUGUGACCUGCAACCUUGCUGAACCAUAAACUGUAGUACUGCUCAUACUGACACACGCAGACGGAUCCUGGCGUGACGUAAGGGGUGGAAAAAACACUUUGUCAGAAACAAAACGGAAACAAAAAAAUUGCCUUAAGUAUAAAGUGCAGAACAGUCAAUACAUAUCACUCAGUUAGGAGGGGGUGGCGUGUUCUCUUGGCUUGUUCACAAGCAGCCAGCAGCAAAAUUGUGCCUAAGCUUGAUAUUUCUUUUUUAAAAAAAAAGAACAUUAGUUAUGAGAUUUUUUAUGUAGAACAAAUAGCAAUGCCUUUUGGUUUUUUUUAGCUUCUUUUGCAUAUGUUUUGUAAGCAACGAAAAAUUUUUUUUUGUAUAAAAACAUGUCUUGUACCCUCCGCUUUUCUGCUGCUGUUUCUAUAGUUAACGUUGCAUCUUUAGGAUCAACCAGAAUAUUAAAAUUGUAUUAAGAGAGACUGGAUAUAAAGAGAGGAAUUCUCAGAUUCGGCUCGGAAAGCCACUAAAAGCGAAUGUAGCCACAGUGAGGGAAUGUUCUUCCUUGCCUGGCUUGUACCUUCCAUGACAAAAAACAAACAAACUCAUGUGCUGAAUUCACCAUCUCUUUGCUUCGGCCACUUCUGAUUUGGGAAAAGGAAGUCAAACAGCAAAGCAAGUGGCAGCAGUGCUCCCGCUCCUCUGGGCGGUGGCCGAGGUGCUCGGCGAGGUUUGCUUUAUUCCCGGAGAUCCCGAGGCCCCGCGGUUCCCUGUGGGAGAGGACAUGGCCACGGCUGUCCCAGAGCGUCGCCGUGGGGAGGAUGAGCUGCUGGGAGAGAGCAGGCCCCGAGUGGAGGAGAACCAAGGGACUGAGGCGCUUCCAGGUGAGCAGAGCAGCAAUGGAUGCACGAGGGAAGCCUCUUCCCACAUGCCAGAGCUGUCGGAGGCACUUCCAGGAGCAGCGCUGAACAAAGACCAACUGAACAAAGCUGGAGCACUGGCAAGAGGCGGAGGCAGCCGGAGCACGGCAGCAGCAGCAGGAUACAGGGUCAGGAAGGCGGGCAGCAGCAGGCCUGAGGAUGCUGGAGGCAGGAAAGGAGCAGCGACCUGGUUCACUCCAGCCCUCGGCAAAGCCAUGACCAGCAGCAGGAUCCCUCCUCCUUGCAGUGGAGCCACCACCCUCGGAAAUGCAAAAUGCUGGCUCGGGGAGAGGGGUGGCUUCUCACCCUGCUGUCACCUGCUGUCACAUCUCUCGAGCAUCCUUGGAGGCAAACUGAGCUCAGCACGGUGCCGUGGGAUGUGAGUGGCCACUGUCACCUGCACGUGGGCUUCUCUCUCGGCACUGAGAAGGAGGGCAGCAGGAGCGCCUGUCCCACACCAUGUGCUCCAGCAGCCAAGCUGGGCCAGCCAUCCCUUCACUCCGAGGGAUUCCCAGUCACUCCAGACCACUCUGGUGUGCUCAGCAGGAGGAGGAUCCCUGGCAGCCCCUCUGGGUGCCCCGGAGGUGUGGAGCAAACGAAGAGGUGCUGGGCAGUGCUGAGCUGCAGCAGCCUGUCUGGAGAUGGCCAUGGAAAAACAUCCAGCAGGAAUCUACUCUUGUUUCUUCCCUCUCCUUCCCCUUCUGAAACAUUUUGUGCCUGGUUCCUCCCAGCUCUGCAGAGCCCAGUCAGGCAGGAUGGUGCACGGGACACGGGUGCUGGUCUGGGGGGAUGUGGGGACCCCCCUCUCCCCUGCAGGGUCCGUCUCUCCCCUGUGCUGCUCCAGCCUGGGCUCCUGAGGAAGCUGUGUUGCUUUGGCACGGGGAAAGGGAGGGACUGGCAAACAGGAUUAGGUCCUGUGGCACUUCCCAGCAACCCCAGGCUUUGGCAUAACCUGGUGCUCCUCCAUGCUCAUGGCUGUGCUUUGUGCUCUGACAAACCCUGCUGGAAGUGCUCAGGGCAGUGCUUAUCUCCAACCCACACCUGGGCACUGUGGCCUCAGCGCCUAGAGCAGCUCCAAACGGAGCCACUCCAAGUGCCAGGGCAGGAUGGGACUGUCCCUGCUGCCCCUGGCCCUGCCCUGGGGCUCCCUAACAUCCAAGCACCGCUCUGAAGCUUUUGGGUGCUCCUGGCUUUCCCCAGAUUGCUGCUGCCAAUGAGUGAGACCUCAGCAGCCUCAGCUCUGUCCCUGGGAAGGCCAGCAAAGCUCAGUGGUUCCAGUAGCCCAGGUUCUUCUUGCCUGUGUCAACAGACACAUUUUUGCCUAAUCAGCUCAUCAGGUUACGACACUUCCCUCCCUUGGGUUCUUCUGGCUGCCGAAGCAGCGCGCAGGGAGAUGGAUGAGGUUUUCCUCUGUGUGUGACAGCCUUGACUCCCAUUCAUGCUCUGGAGUGCAAAUCGGAGGGCUCAGCAGCUGCUUUUUUGUUUCAUCCAUGAGAGCUCCUGCUGCACUGGUGAGACCGUGCUGGGGCUGCACAGUACCCACUGCUCAGGGGUUUUGGCUGGCUCAGUGCCCCUGUCCCAGGGCCAGGAGGGAGGGAGCGGUGUCCCAGGACCAGGGCGGGAUGGAACAAUUCCCCAGGACUGGGAGGGAUGGAGCAGUGUCUCAGCCCUGGAAAGCUUGAAACCCUACAAAAAAUAUUUAAAAGUGCUUCCCAAACCCUUUGAUUUUGCCCCAAGAAUUGGAGGUGGCAGUCAUGGACAACAGGACUUAAAGGGACUAGUCAAGAAAAAUCCAUAAAUGCAACAAAAUUGGAAAUCUGAGAAGAUUUAUGAGUUGUGCACAAUUUUGCUGAACUUCUUCAUCCCCUCCAAGUCCUGAAGGCCAGGAGGGAAUCCUGAUGAGCCAGAGCCUUUCUCACCAUCCCUGAAUCCCCAGGCAUUGCAACAAAAAUGGGGCUUUUCAGCUGCAUUUAGGUGGUUUAAGAUGUUAUUUUGACAGCAAACCCGGCCAACUUCCUUCCAUGGCAAGGCUUGGGUGAAGAUCCUUGAGCAUAAGCCCUCAGAGCCAGGGUUUGGAGAGAUCAUCUCAAAAGCACAAUGUAGGGGGUGGCAGUGCUGUCUCUGGAGCUGCCUCGAUGGCACAGGGUGAGAGCUUUGUGUGCCAGCCCAGUGUGGCCUCAGUGGCAUCUCUGCUUUCCAGGUGCUCAGGGAACAACUGGGAAGAGCAGCAAGGAAAAAUUCCUUUGUCUUGCCAGCGUGUUUGGCUCGGUGUGAACAUGGUGCCUGUAACCUGCCAGGGGAAGUGGCUUUUCUGAAAACGACCACUGCUGGGUGCUGUCCCCAAAAACCACCAGCCCAGCCCCAAAAUGUCACCCUGUAGCCAUGAAACUCUUGUCUUUAGGUGUUGUGGUCAGCGAGAGCCAGGUCUGUGCCCUGCCCAGCCCACAGCUCUGCUCCAUUCCACUUGGGAUCUUACAGAUCCCCAAACCUGCCUGUCUGCAUGUCCCCCACACCAGUGCCAGGAGAGGUGUCACAGGUGGGUGACAUGCUGUAGGGUGCCAUUUAUUCCAUUUUCUCUUUCCUCUCUCAGCCUUUGCUUGCAUGGCUGCUCCUGGGGACACGUGCCCUCCUCUUUGGGGGCCACUGAGCCCCCCCAAAGCUUCCUUCAUCAGACAGGGGGGCUGCCUGCCCUUCUGUGCAGCUUCUAGUUCCUCUUUUCCCAGGCUGCAUCCCAGUGAAGCAGCAGAACUGGGACACUGCCAUGGGGCAUUUCUUAUGUCUGGGGUCCCCAGCCCAAGGGCCUCCUCUUUCCCCCCUCAGCCAGCCCCCUGCCUCCCUGCACACAAGCUGUACAUGCCACAGUACUGGGGAGUGUCUGGAAUCCAGUCUAUGAACAGUCAAAUUGCAGAUUUUUGUUCUUUCUCCCUUUUCACCUGCUUUUGCCCCAGAGCAAAGCAGCUGCAGCCUCCCGUGGGCUGGUGCUCAGGCAGCAGUGGCAGCCUGGCUGCUCCUGCUCACAGCCCCAGGGAGCAGAAUUCCAGCUGUUUGCCCGUGACCCUCCAGCAGACCUACUCACAGCCUGCCUGGAGUUCAGCCCCAGCCAGCCUCUCUCGUGGCUCUCUGCUCCCCUGCUUUCACAGCUGUCCCACAGAGGUGUGUUGGCAGGAAGGAUGGAACCUAGCUGAGGUUUCCUCAGGAGGCUGCAAUUCCAGACUCGGUGCAGAAACUGCUCUCCAAGGUCCUUUGUGUCUCACCAGUGUCCCCACUGAAGCCAGCAGAGCCUUCGGGCCCUUGCUGGGUGAUUCCAGUUGUGGGGGCUUGAGAAACAGGAGGCUUUGGAAACCCCCAACCCCCUGAGCUUUGCUGCCAACUUUGGGGCCAGUGGAACCCAAGUUCCUCUUGCAGGCCCUGCUGUGCUAUCCUGGGGACCCCGGACCAGCUCCAGUUCCACCCGUGGGUUUUGGGAGGUGAAGCAAAACUGGGGAUGGAGCUGGGCCAGAACAAGCCUUCAGCCCCUAGCCUGCAGUGCUGGCUAACCCAGAGCAAGCCCUGGCCACUGGACUCCCCCAUUCCUGCCCGACACCAGCAAUAGCAAGGCCUGUUUUCUGUACCCUGAGCUUGCACAAGGUCUUUGCCCUGUUAAAUCCUAUGCAAAUCUUAUCCCUCUCCCCUCUCCCGGGGCUCUGCAGAUCCCAGCCCAGCCUGUUCACUCUGCUCUUGUCCCUGAUUGCCGAGUUCCUGCUCCCUGCUGCCCUCAGGGUCCAGCUUCACUCCCAGCAGCUCCAAAAGCAUUUCAAGACCUGUGCCCUGGAGCUGGGAGGGGGCAGAUGAGACUGUAGGAACAGCCAGCUCAUACUGAGCACUGAACUGGAGGGGGCAAGGCCUGGUCCUGGGGCUCCUUCACGCACCCUUCACCCUCCUGUGCCUUCUGCUCGAUGCUGGUGGGGCGCUGCCAGCAUCCUUCAUCCCCCCAGCCCCCUGAAGGGAGAAGCUCUGUCCCACCUUGCUGCCCAGACUGCUCUGUUCUAACGCCUGAGCCUCAGGCUUGGCUGGGCUGCUCUUCCUUCAGCUGCCCCAGGCCUGAAGGAGUGUUUGCCUUCCUCCCACGCUCCCCAAUCUCUCCAGCCAGCAUCUCUGAGCUGUUUCCCUUUGCAGAGGGGCAGCCCAAGCCAGCAGCUGCCCAUCGGCUGGGAUGCAGGCGGGAGGAUUUGGGAGUGGAUGCUGCUGGUGUCCCACAGCACAGCGGCCUCUUCCUGCCCUUGGGGCAGGUGUCGGGGGACCUGGUGCUCUGUACUUUGAUUUCCAGGACAAUUCAGCCCUUCUGGGGAGCCGGCACUGCUGUGCCUUGGCCUGCAGGACUCCCACGGGGAGCUGGGCUCUGGUUAGGAGGGUGGUGCAGGCUCCACGUGACCUUCUGCCAAACCUUGUGUGUCCAUCUGCAGCCCAGCUCAGGGCCAAAGGCAGUCCUGGUUUCUCUGUUCCCCUGGUUUUGUACCCCUCCUUCUCCUCCGGGCUCUCCCUUCCCACCUUGGCUCUGCGUGGCUGCAGCACCAGCUCAGGAGAGCAAAGGGGUUUCUGCUUCCAAAGGGGGUGUCCUGGUACCAAGGCCUUUUGCCAAAGAGCAUCCCCGUGCCCCGCAUCCCUGGGCUGUGCCCGGGGGAGCCGUGGAGCUCCUGGCAGCAGUGAGUGGGGACACCGCGGGUCCCCCUUCCCGGGCCCACGUCUUCCCAAAUCACUUGAACCCACCAGCUUUUGAGCAAACCUUGUAACACGGAGCCACUAGGGAGGGAAGGAGCCAUGGCAAGCCACGCACCAGCCGUGUGCCAGGAGAGGGGAAAGAGGCACCUGGUGAGGCAGGACAGGGAGGAUCCCAGCCCCACGCGUGGGAAUGACCCGUUGGGUGCCGAGGGCUCCGGCUCUCCAGGGAAACAAAGCAUUCCUGGGAUGUUCUUUCUCUAUAUUUUUGUAGGAAUGGGGGGUGGGAGAGCAGAUGGGAGAUGCCUCCAGAAGUUGUUUAUUUUUAACCCUGUAGAAAGUUUUCGGUUGUUUUUGGUUUUUGGCCUUUAAAAUAAAAAAUGGUCCUUGCUUUUGAUGUUUAUGCUGCCUACCUGUAAAUCCAGAUGUACUUAAGUGGCUGAAAUCCUUGUUCUUAAAUCAGAUACACAUUAUAGUUUUGAACUAUAUAUAUAGUAAAUAUAUAUAUAUAUAUGCCUAACCCAGCAAAAAAAAAAUAAAAAAAUAAAGUAUUUGGGGGUGGGAAAUACGUUGCUCUUUGAAAUGAAUCACAAUUGGGGGAUGAAAUUGUGUUUCUGAGUGCCUCAAGAUAUGAAUUGUUUUCAUUUUUUUAAAUAAUUUUAUACAAGUGUCAAAACAGCUGGCUGGAUUAUUUGGAAUUUUUAAAUAAUCCUAACUUUUUUAAAGUAGAUUUUGAGAACUGUCCUGUAUAUAACAGUAAUGUAGCAAUAAAUGUGACAUUUUAUAACAAUA